AUGUCGUACGCGUUGGACAUGGUUUCUCACACAUCUGUGAUGCCCGCCGCUGCAUCCCUUGCGGUACUUCUCUGCAUUCUCUAUUAUGCUGUAUCCAUGGUGCAAGGGAAGCGUCUUCCUCCUGGCCCCCGACGCUUACCAUUGAUUGGUAACGCUCAUCAGAUGCCUAAGGGCCAUCCCUGGCUGAAGUUUACCGAGUGGAAGAAGACCUACGGAAAUAUCAUACAUGUCGAUAUUCUGGGCAAGCCGCACAUAAUUCUCAACUCAGCCAGGGUCGCGAAAGAGCUGUUGGACAAGCGCUCGUCUAUUUACUCUGAUCGACCGCACUUCGUUUUUGCAGGUGAUCUUGUACACUACGAUGAACCCUUCGCCCUUCAGCCAUACGGUGACAAUUGGAGAAGACAACGUCGACUCGUAGCUCAGGAUUUCAGUCUUGGGAUGACCCCACGAUAUUACUCUUUGCAAGAGAAGGAGGCUGCCUCCUUGGUGCGCACAUUAAUGCAGAGGCCGGAAAGAUUGUUCCCGGAAGUUAAGCUGCGAAUAGCAAUCAUUAUUAUGAGAGUGACAUAUGGAUAUUAUAUUCAAUCCGAAGACGACCCUUACUUGACUGUGGUUUUGGCUGCAAUGACGAAUUUCAGCAAGGCAACAGCGCCUGGUGCCUUCUUGGUUGACUUCGUCCCUGCGUUAAAGCAUAUGCCACGUUGGAUGCCCGGCUCAGGUUUUUUGAAAAUAGCUGAGGAGUGGAACAAAAUCUUCUUUGAUUCAACUAUGAAUAUCUUCGAUUGGUGUAAGAGCAAUCUCGAUACAGGAAAAUCUCUUAUGCCUAAUCUCUGCGGAAGGUAUCUACAAGAUGCGAACGGGAAAAUGUCUAAAGAGGAUGAGAAGACGUUGCUUUGGGGGGCUUCUUGUGUUUUCGGAGGUGGUUUGGAUACUAAUAUGUCCUCAGCUUUGACGUUUUACAUGGCAAUGCUCCUUUAUCCCGAAGUACAGGCAAAAGCGCAGGCAGAAAUAGACUCUGUCAUCGGAAAGGAUAGAUUGCCAACUAUCGCGGAUAAGCCAGACCUACCCUAUAUCAGAAGCAUCUUGGCAGAAACAUACCGUUGGAGCCCUGCUGCCCCACUUGGAAUUCCUCAUGCCGUGACCCAGGACGAUGUCUACGACGGAUACGAUAUUCCUAAAGGAGCCACUAUUCUUCCCAAUGUUUGGGGUAUGCUUCAUGACCCAGAAGUCUAUCCUCGGCCAAUGGAAUUUGAUCCAGAACGAUACAAUGGACUGGAUUCAGAGAUGGUGAAGGUGACAAGCCUUGUAUUUGGAUUUGGUAGGCGCGUUUGCCCCGGUAUUUAUUUCGCGGAAGGGACUCUCUUCGCAAUCAUUGCAACUACUCUGGCUACCUGUGAUAUCCUGCCCGGUCUUGAUGAGCAUGGAAACGAAGUGCUCCCAACUUACUCCUAUACCCCAGGAACACUCACUACUCCCGAGCCAUUUACCCUCAGGCUGAAACCCCGCUCUUCUAGUUCCUUAGCGCUCCUGGCCGACAUCCCACCAACAAUAGAAUGA
This is a messenger RNA of Psilocybe cubensis, 1557 nucleotides long. RefSeq lists its product as uncharacterized. Bases 1 to 1557 code for a protein of 518 amino acids. NCBI's taxonomy places the organism in Eukaryota, Fungi, Basidiomycota, Agaricomycetes, Agaricales, Agrocybaceae. Gene Ontology annotation, molecular function: iron ion binding; heme binding; monooxygenase activity. The transcript has 11 exons. The record is from RefSeq and is a predicted model, not a curated record.